GUCCCAUUCAGGGGUGAAAAAGUUCUGUUUCCUCAUGGUGGUCUAUUUUUCCUUCCUGUGUCAGGCAUUGUGACCAGCAACGGGGAGACCUGGAAGCAGCUACGACGAUUUGCACUCAUCACUCUGCGUGACUUUGGGAUGGGGAAGAAAAGCAUUGAGGAGCGAAUCCAGGAGGAAGCUCAUUUUCUGGUGGAGAGGCUCAGGAACACACAUGAACAACCCUUCAACCCUGGCAAAUUCCUAGUCCAUGCUGUUUCCAACAUCAUCUGCUCCAUCGUCUUUGGGAAUCGGUUUGACUAUGAGGACAAGAAAUUUUUAACUUUAAUUGAGUUGCUAGAGGAAAACAACACGUACCAGAACUCUAUACAAACACAGUUAUACAAUUUCUUCCCAACUGUCAUGGACUAUUUACCUGGGCCUCAUCAAAAAUUGAUAAAAAAUAUUGAAAAAGUUGAUCAAUUUACUUUGGAAAUCAUCGCAGAACACCAGAAAACCCUGGAUCCCACUUGUCCUCGAGAUUUUAUUGAUGCUUUUCUUAACAAAAUGGAACAGGAGAAAGGGAAUGCUCACUCAGAAUUCACCGUUGAGACCUUGAGCAGGACCACGCUUGACUUGUUCCUUGCAGGAACAGGGACAACCAGCAUCACACUGAGAUAUGGACUUGUGAUUCUCCAGAAAUACCCAGAGAUAGUAGAGAAAAUUCAAAAGGAGAUUGACUGUGUGAUUGGUCGAGACCGAAGCCCCUGCAUGGCAGACCGGAGCCGGAUGCCCUACACAGAUGCUGUGAUACAUGAAAUCCAGAGAUUCAUUGAUUUCCUUCCACUUAAUGUCCCACAUACUGUGAUCAAAGACACCAAGUUCAGAGGCUAUUUUAUCCCCAAGGACACUAUGAUAUUCCCUACGCUGACUUCUGUCCUACAUGAUGGCAAGGAAUUUCCAAAUCCAGAAAAAUUUGACCCAGGACAUUUCCUGAAUGCAAAUGGUACCUUUAAAAAGAGUGACUACUUCAUGCCAUUUUCUGCAGGAAAACGCAUUUGUGCAGGAGAAGGUUUGGCUCGGAUGGAGAUAUUCAUAUUUUUAACAGCCAUGCUGCAGAACUUUACUUUGAAAUCUGUUGUGGAUCACAAGGACAUUGACAUUUCCCCAUUAGUCGCCAGUCUGGCAAAUAUGCCCGGACCUUAUGAUGUCUCUUUUCUUCCACGUUAGCCAAGUGAAGACAG
Molecule: messenger RNA, 1220 nt
Organism: Antrostomus carolinensis (chuck-will's-widow)
Lineage: Eukaryota; Metazoa; Chordata; Aves; Caprimulgiformes; Caprimulgidae
Product: cytochrome P450 2H1
Exons: 7
Biological process (GO): xenobiotic metabolic process; epoxygenase P450 pathway
Cellular component (GO): intracellular membrane-bounded organelle; cytoplasm
Molecular function (GO): oxidoreductase activity, acting on paired donors, with incorporation or reduction of molecular oxygen, reduced flavin or flavoprotein as one donor, and incorporation of one atom of oxygen; heme binding; arachidonate epoxygenase activity
Source: RefSeq, a predicted model, not a curated record